CAAAAUCCUGCGUUGGCAACUGCCCGUCUUCCCUGGAGCAGCACUUGAAGAACGACUAAUCGCUCGUGAGACUCAUCUGGUGGAGCGUUCACACCAAUCAACCCGUCCCUCCCUUCCCGGUUCUCGGUAUUGUUGAUCCACUGAUCUAUUGACAGCCCUCACUCAUGUCGUCCAGCGGAGCCGUGGCGGCGGGUGCCACGACGCCCCGAGAUCCGGCCAGGGAUCCGCCCCGAGAUGCGGCUCGAGACAAAGCCUUGCACGAUUACCAGAAGAAGUUACUGGAGCACAAAGAGAUCGAGGCCAAGCUGAAGACGAUGCGCGAGGACUCCAAGGCCCUGAGCCAGCAAUACGACAAGUCCGAGAACGACCUGAAGGCCCUGCAGAGCGUGGGCCAGAUUGUGGGCGAAGUAUUGCGCCAACUCACGGAAGAGAAGUUCAUCGUGAAGGCCACCAACGGGCCCCGCUACGUGGUGGGCUGUCGCCGACAACUAGACAAGAGCAAGCUCAAGCCCAGCACGCGCGUAGCCCUGGACAUGACCACGCUCACCAUCAUGCGGUACUUGCCGCGCGAGGUCGACCCUCUGGUCUACAAUAUGUCUCACGAGGAUCCGGGCGACGUGAGCUACUCGGCCAUUGGCGGGCUCUCCGAGCAGAUCCGAGAGUUGCGGGAGGUGAUCGAGUUACCUCUGCUGAAUCCCGAGUUGUUUCAACGCGUGGGCAUCACCCCGCCCAAGGGAUGCUUAUUGUACGGCCCUCCAGGCACGGGCAAAACCUUGUUGGCACGAGCCGUGGCCAGUCAGCUGGACGCUAAUUUCUUGAAGGUCGUGUCUUCGGCCAUUGUGGACAAAUAUAUCGGCGAAUCGGCUCGCCUCAUUCGGGAGAUGUUCAACUACGCCCGCGAUCAUCAGCCGUGUAUCAUCUUCAUGGACGAGAUUGACGCGAUUGGCGGACGCCGCUUUUCAGAGGGCACUUCGGCCGAUCGCGAGAUUCAACGGACGCUCAUGGAGCUCCUGAAUCAAAUGGAUGGAUUUGAUGUGCUGGGCAAGGUCAAGAUGAUCAUGGCCACCAAUCGUCCGGACACGUUGGACCCGGCUCUCCUGCGUCCGGGUCGUUUAGAUCGAAAGAUCGAAAUCCCUUUGCCUAAUGAACAGUCGCGCUUGGAAAUUCUCAAGAUCCACGCCGGUCCCAUAACCAAGCACGGCGAGAUCGACUACGAAGCCGUGGUCAAGCUCUCGGAUGGGUUCAACGGUGCCGAUUUGCGGAACGUGUGCACUGAAGCCGGACUGUUUGCCAUCCGAGCCGAGCGCGAGUAUGUCAUGGAAGAGGACUUUAUGAAAGCCGUGCGAAAGGUGGCCGAGAACAAGAAAUUGGAAACCAAACUCGACUAUAAGCCCUUGUAAUUCACAUUAUUGCUCUUUCUUGUACGUUCCCCCUUCAUCCGUAUCUCCCAUGCCGCCGAUUGGUUCGAGUGACAUUCAGAGGCCCAACCGCCAAAAAAUACAUCAUACACGUUUAUUAUCCUGA
Molecule: messenger RNA, 1524 nt
Organism: Tigriopus californicus
Lineage: Eukaryota; Metazoa; Arthropoda; Copepoda; Harpacticoida; Harpacticidae
Product: 26S proteasome regulatory subunit 10B
Exons: 1
Coding region: 165-1400 (411 amino acids)
Biological process (GO): positive regulation of RNA polymerase II transcription preinitiation complex assembly
Cellular component (GO): proteasome regulatory particle, base subcomplex; cytosolic proteasome complex
Molecular function (GO): ATP binding; ATP hydrolysis activity; proteasome-activating activity
Source: RefSeq, a predicted model, not a curated record